Coregonus clupeaformis (lake whitefish) is the source of this 4065-nucleotide messenger RNA. Its product is annotated as alpha-1,3-mannosyl-glycoprotein 2-beta-N-acetylglucosaminyltransferase. The transcript is spliced from 3 exons. Gene Ontology annotation, biological process: protein N-linked glycosylation. Gene Ontology annotation, cellular component: Golgi apparatus. Bases 1042 to 2607 code for a protein of 521 amino acids. Gene Ontology annotation, molecular function: alpha-1,3-mannosylglycoprotein 2-beta-N-acetylglucosaminyltransferase activity. The record is from RefSeq and is a predicted model, not a curated record. Lineage: Eukaryota; Metazoa; Chordata; Actinopteri; Salmoniformes; Salmonidae.
UAACCAUAGACACAACAGAAAGAUAGCAGAAACAACGGUUACAACGGUUGUCAGGGCACUUUGUUGCUAGGGGAAAUUGUAAAGGGGAGGAAAGCAGAGGUUGGCCUUGCUUAAUGAGUCAAUCCGGAAGUAGAGUAUACAAUUCGGUGUUGGUGUUAAAUUAAGUAUACGGUCAAGAGCCAGUGAAACAGACACUGGCUUGGACGGAAUUGGUAGGAGAGCGGUGGUGAAGAGGACGAUGCUUAUCGCAAAUUCAUCUUGGUGAAUAAUUUUGUUUAUAUAAAAAAAAUUAACACAUCUAGCUAAAUGGCGGAUCCUAGGUCGUGAGGGGUGAGAGGGGAAAAUGGGAACUGGACAUGCAGUGAGGUACUGACACCGGUGGGCAAAACGGAGAGGAAGAAAAGUGAGAGUGGAGACUAUUCGUCGACAUCAAAGCGGGCUUUCCAGAAAGCAAGCAACACGUCCUACAGGGGAAAUGACAAAAGGGUGAUGGCCGAGGGAUAACCCCAAGGACUCUCAGCCCCUCCACCUCAACGUGACCCUGGUUCUCCCUUUUUAUCUUAUCCAAACACCCCUCUCCCCGUUUAUCCAAACACCCCUCUCCCCGUUUAUCCAAACACCCCUCUCCCCGUUUAUCCAAACACCCCUCUCCCCGUUUUUUAGACUUUCCUUUUUUUCUCAGUUUCCCCUCGCCCCAACUCGCUCUCCUGCUCCACUAUUUCAUGGAGGACAGCCAAGCCGAUAACAACACACAGUUAGGUUACGCACGUCUCCACAGUCGGGUUACAUGCGUCUCCAUCUAUGUCUCCGCAAUAAAGGUUCUGGAUCAUUCUCUUGUCAUGUUAUCGAUCACGCAAAAUUAUUGGAUGAGUAGUAAGGAUCAUGUGAUUGGACCUCUGUUCUCUCCACCCCUAUUGGACAACGUCUUUUCAUUCUCAUCUUUUUGAUUGGACCCUAUUGGCUGUUUGUCACUUCAACACUGUCCCCCCCUCAGCUGUAGUCUUUACCUCACUGUAGUCCAUCCUCUGAUGUCAUUGGGCCAUGGUUCGCAAGAGAGGUUCCCUUAUCUUGUGUGGAGCUUUCCUAUUCGUCGCCUGCAAUGGCUUGCUUCUCCUUUUCCUUUGGGGACGGACUCCCAUUGGUCGCUUUGGGGAAGGGGGAGGGGCUGAACCAGGGGGGCGGGAAGAGUGGGGCGUGGCCAGAAUAAAAGGGGGUGGGACUAAUCUGGCUGGCGAGGUGAUCCGAUUGGCCGAAGAGGUAGAAUUGGAACUCAAGACCCAGAAGGAACUUCUGAAGCAGAUCCAGAGUCACAGGUCACUAUGGGAAAAGAGGAAAGAGAUGGGAAAAAGAGAGACGGAUGGAGGGAAAAUAGAAGAGAAAGGGCAACACAAACUGUCGCCACGGUUACCUCCAGUACCCCCAAAGGACAAUUCAGAGAACAAGGACCAAGAGAAAAAUACACCGGAAUUAAUCAUUACAGCAGUCCCAGACCCUAAAGUAGACACAAAACCGGACAAUGAAAUAAAAGAGCUGACCGACAACAUCAAAUUGGAAGUUACUGUCAUCAGCCCACAAGUUGUCAUUCCCAUAUUGGUCAUUGCCUGUGACAGAGUGACCGUGAAAAGGAGUCUUGACAAAUUGAUCCAAUACCGCACCUCUGCAGAACUCUACCCAAUCAUAGUUAGUCAGGACUGUGGCCAUGCUGAGACAGCCCGCGUGAUUGGCUCAUAUGGCAGUCAGGUGACCCUCAUUAGCCAACCAGACCUCUCGGACAUCCUGGUACGGCCGGAGCACAGGAAGUUCCAGGGCUACUAUAAGAUUGCCAGACACUACCGCUGGGCCCUCAACCAGGUGUUCAACACUCUCUCUUACUCCAGUGUGGUGAUCGUUGAAGAUGACUUGGAGGUGGCCCCAGACUUCUUUGAGUACUUCCGUGCCCUCCACCCCAUCUUGACCUCUGACCCCACCCUGUGGUGUGUGUCUGCCUGGAACGACAACGGCAGGGAGGGGCUGGUGGACCCUGGGAAGGCGGACCUCCUCUACAGGACAGACUUCUUCCCUGGGCUGGGCUGGAUGCUGUUGAAGGACGUCUGGGACGAACUAGAACCCAAGUGGCCCGCAGCCUUCUGGGACGACUGGAUGCGUCACCCUGAGCAGCGUAAGGAGCGCUCCUGCAUCCGCCCAGAGAUCUCCAGAACUAUAACCUUCGGACGCAAGGGUGUCAGCUUGGGUCAGUUCUUCGACCAGUACCUGCGCUACAUUAUACUCAACACUGACUUUGUGCCUUUCACCAAACAGGAUCUGUCUUACUUGAUGAAGGAGAACUUUGACGUGAACUUUGUGAAGCAGGUUUACAGCGCCCCCCUAAUUAAGGUGGAGGAGCUACAGCAAGGGGGCGGUUUGAGUGGAACAGGUCCGUACCGGGUGCAAUAUUCCAGCCGGGACAGUUUUAAGGUUCUGGCCCGACACUUAGGGGUGAUGGAUGACUUGAAAUCGGGGGUUCCCCGUGCGGGUUACAGGGGCGUGGUCAGCUUCCUGUCCCGUGGACGACGGGUCUUCUUGACCCCACCUGAGGGAUGGACAAAGUACGACGUCAGCUGGAGCUGAGAGGUUUGGACAGGACGUAGUGCGAGACAGACAGACAGACAGACUUGACAGAGAGGAACACCCUCUCUAACCAAAGAAAACAAAAACAAGGUCACAUGAAGGAACUGAAGCUAAACAAAACAGACAGGCUUGGUGGGUAAAGGAACUGGAUAUAUGAUAGAAGUAGGGUGGGUGGAGGAGAGGAGUAACGCCUUGUUUUAGGAGUGAACCUGAAUGCAGUGUGACACAGGGCAACACCCAGGGAGUGAAACCACGUAGUAAGUCUCAAAGAAAGAAAGAAAGAAAGAACCAUUUAAUGUUUGGUUGUUCUCCUGCUCGAGCUGGAAAGGUUUACGGUAGGGGUGUCAAACUCAUUCCAUGGAGGGCCGAGUGUCCGCUGGUUUUUGGUGUUUUCCUUCUAAUUAAGACCUAGACAACCAGGUGUGGGGAGUUCCUUACUAAUCAGUGAUCUGAAUUCCUCAAUCAAGGACAAAGAAGGAGCGAAAACCCGCAGACACUCGGCCCUCUGUGGAAUGAGUUUGACACGUGGUUCACGGUUUGCUUCAACGUGAUGUCUUAAAACGUCAGUUUGAUUACAUGGAUUUGGAGGCCUCAGACUUGCUUUUUGUGUUGUUCCGUGUCACCCGAUCUUAAAGGGGAGGCGAAACCCCUCUGCUUAAGUCCAAAAUGGCACCCUUUUCCCCAUUUUAGUGCCCUACUUUUGACCAGGAACCAUAGGGCUCUGGUCAAAAGUAGUGCACUAUAUAGGGAGCCAUUUGGGACGGCCUCUGUCUACUUUAAAAUAACUUGCAGUAUUCCACGCAAAGUCAAUGAAUGAGGUCAAAAUAUUAGUUACUGGUAUUAAACUUUUCUCAUAAAUAUAUAAUUAGAUUUAUUCAUAAAAUGAAAAAGUACAAAUACUAUUUUGGGAAUGAUGUAGCUCUUGUAAAUUGGUUUAUAAAGAGAUGAUCCUACAAAUAAAUGAUCAGAGAUUCAUACAUCGCCAUGCAGCGGGCCAGUUUAACACAUUGUGUGUGACAUUCUGUUGUCUGUAUCCCAAAUGGCAUCCUAUUCCCUAUAUAGUGCACUACCUUUGACCAGAACCCUAUGGGCCAUGGUCAAAAGAAGUGCACUGUAAAGGGAAGUGUGCCAUUUGGGACGGUACUACACUUAAGCCGUUUUCCAAAUUAAUGGUCGGUUGUAAUUCCAUGACAUUCAAAUGGUGGUCUUCUACAGUUAGGUUUGUUGAAAAACCAAUGAUUACGAUUGUUUACAUGUUUGUUUUUUCUUGAUUUACAUGAUUGGUGUAACUGGGUGAUGCAUGAAGAAAAUGGUGAUUUUAUUAAUGUACUGGAUUUAGUUCUGGGGUGAUUGAUUGUCUGGAAGAUUGAUUCAUAUGUCUUUAUGGUGAUGUGUAAAAACCACUGCCUGACAUGUUUAGAACUUGAAUACGUUGCAAAUUAAAACUGACUAUUUUGA